This is a messenger RNA of Pelodiscus sinensis (Chinese soft-shelled turtle), 3000 nucleotides long. RefSeq names its product solute carrier family 18 member A2 (gene SLC18A2). Gene Ontology annotation, cellular component: synaptic vesicle membrane; terminal bouton. Gene Ontology annotation, biological process: xenobiotic transport; transmembrane transport; aminergic neurotransmitter loading into synaptic vesicle. The record is from RefSeq and is a predicted model, not a curated record. Gene Ontology annotation, molecular function: serotonin:sodium:chloride symporter activity; xenobiotic transmembrane transporter activity. NCBI's taxonomy places the organism in Eukaryota, Metazoa, Chordata, Testudines, Trionychidae.
CUCUGCCCUGCCGCCCACGCCGGGGGACAGACGAGUCUUCCUACGCCAGUUUGCCCGGCAGUUGCCUUCUUCCCUGGCCGCCAGCCUGCCUCGCCCAGCCGGUUCUCGGGGGCGCGCCCAGCCCAGAUCGCAGCAGCGCUUUAAGGUGCUGCCUUAAUCCUCCUGAGGUGGGGCUCUCGAGAACAGCUCGGCCGCAAUCUGUUCGGAGUUCAAGUCGUUGUCUGAGGGAGCCUGUGCCAUGGCUUGGAAUGAAUUCAAUAUUCUCAGUUGGUUCAGGGAGAGUCGGCAGUCCCGAAAACUAAUCCUGCUUAUUGUUUUCAUUGCAUUACUUCUGGACAACAUGCUGCUAACUGUAGUGGUGCCAAUAAUUCCCAGUUACCUGUACACCAUUGAACACCAGAAAAAUGUAACAGAACCCCCGACUAUGAGACCUGAGAGAGCUGCCUCAACCAUGUCCAGUUUUCAAAGCAUCUUCUCCUAUUAUGACAACUCCACAAUGGAAACUGGAAAUCGUUCUGCUAGGACAAGAUCGAGAGAUUUGUAUGGUACUCACACAGAGCAAAUGAUGGUAAAUGUAACUAAUACACCAUCUGAUUGCCUGACAGAAGACAAGGACCUGCUAAAUGAAAAUGUUCAAGUUGGUUUAUUGUUCGCUUCUAAAGCCACUGUGCAGCUGAUCACAAACCCUUUCAUAGGACCAAUGACAAACAGAAUAGGCUACCAGAUACCAAUGUUUGCUGGCUUCUGCAUUAUGUUUGUUUCCACAAUUGUGUUUGCCUUCUCAGGAAGCUAUACCUUACUAUUCAUAGCAAGAUCUCUUCAAGGAGUGGGAUCUUCCUGUUCUUCUGUGGCUGGGAUGGGCAUGCUGGCCAGUGUUUAUACAGAUGAUGAAGAGAGAGGCAAUGCAAUGGGAAUUGCAUUAGGAGGAUUGGCUAUGGGAGUAUUAGUGGGUCCACCUUUUGGGAGUGUAAUGUAUGAAUUUGUGGGAAAGACAGCACCUUUCCUCGUGUUGGCAGCAUUAGCUCUGUUGGAUGGAGCUAUUCAGUUAUUUAUUCUACAACCAUCCAGAGCACAACCAGAAAGUCAAAAAGGGACACCGCUACUGACCCUCUUGAGAGAUCCAUACAUCCUUAUUGCUGCAGGAUCCAUUUGCUUUGCAAACAUGGCUAUUGCUAUGCUGGAACCAGCAUUGCCCAUCUGGAUGAUGGAGACCAUGUGUUCAAGAAAAUGGCAACUUGGCGUUGCUUUCAUUCCAGCUAGUGUCUCUUAUCUUAUUGGAACUAAUAUUUUUGGGGUACUUGCACACAAAAUGGGAAGGUGGCUUUGUGCUCUAAGUGGGAUGAUAAUCGUUGGAAUAAGCAUUUUAUGUGUACCAUUUGCCAAAAACAUAUAUGGGCUCAUAGCACCAAAUUUUGGGGUUGGGUUUGCCAUUGGAAUGGUGGAUUCUUCAAUGAUGCCAAUUAUGGGCUACCUUGUAGAUCUGCGUCAUGUUUCAGUAUAUGGGAGUGUGUAUGCAAUAGCUGAUGUUGCCUUCUGCAUGGGGUUUGCAUUAGGUCCCUCUGUUGGUGGUGCCAUUGCCAAGGCAAUUGGAUUUCCAUGGCUCAUGACAAUUAUAGGGAUUGUGGAUAUUCUCUUUGCUCCUCUGUGUUUUUUCCUUCGAAGUCCACCUGCCAAAGAAGAAAAAAUGGCAAUACUCAUGGAUCAUAACUGCUCCCUUAAAACAAAAAUGUAUACUCAGAACAACAUCCAGUCAUACCCAGUAGGUGAUGAAGAAUCCGAAAGUGAUGAAUAAUAAAAAAAGCCAUAUUGAGUAUUUUGGUGUACAAAAUGCAGUGAUUCCUGUGAAACAGCUCAUCCAGAAAUAUGUUUUAGGUAUACCGUACUUUUAAUGGUGAAAUAGUGAAGAAACCAAAGGUAUAUUAUUUAUUUCCCAUUAUUUUAAUGCAGAUUGCCAACUGCCUUAUAAAGAGAAAAUAGCUUUUAUAGAGGUUUGUAUAGUGUUGAAAACAUUAUUUUAUGUAUUUAAUUUUAUUAUACAGUAUAUUUUUGAUUAACUGUGUAGUUAAAUAUAUAUAAACAUCUGAAUCCAAAUUAUAAUUUUUCUAAAUUUUAUUCAGGGACAUUGACAUAAGAUUUCACAGUGUAGACUCCAUAAUAAGUUCUUGACAGUAAAAUGCUUCUAUUAUAAAUUAUUCCUCUUACUAAAAAAGUGAAGUUCAAAGAACAUACAACCUAUCCAACUCUCAGUUCUUUUAAAUUUACUGUGCUCUGAAGUAUAUCCACAAAAGAUAGUCUUAUUUCAAGAUAGCACUUUAUUACCAGUUGCUCAGCUCAGGGUCAUACUGUGCCAUCAAUUUUGGUUUCUUUGCAGAGCUCUCCCAAUUCUAAAGGUGAGCUCUCCAUAAAAUUGAUAGUAUUGAGACCAUAUGAUAAGAAAAUAAACUUUUAUUUUUCAAAACAAAAAUUUUCAGACAUAUUGAUAACAAAAUUAAUGUUUUUCUGAAGGAUAGGACUACUCUAACUAAAAUGAUCCUGGCUGGCUUAUGCACUAAAGGAUAUUGUCUCUAGACUUAAAAGAAACUGCCUAUUUGCUCUCUCACACAGGCAAUACUAUGGUUUCCAUGAGAUGUAUGAAGGAAUACUGGGUAAACAUCAAGUCAAGAACUCACUUUGGUUAUAUAGGGAUGAAUCGAGAGGCCAUUCUUUGUUAACUAUUAAUCUAAAAUAGCUCUAGGCAACAAAAAUAAGUCAAUCUGUCCACAUACGCAUGAUCCUCCACCUCAUCCUCCGCCCCCCCCCCCACACUUUUGGGGAUAACAGUUGUAUCAGAGUGAAAUUUGGUCCUAACUCUACAGCUGAUAUAAAUACAGAUUGUAGAUCCACAGAAAUCAAUGCCAAUUUACACCAGGGGCACGUCUAUACUAGGAAGUUAUUUUGGGAGUUAUUUUGAAAUAAUUAUUUUAGAAUAACAUGUCCCCUCUACAGGGAAGCCUCGAAAUU